AUGUCGCUGCUAUUCCGUCUUCGAGGCGUUUCUUCUUCGACAUCCUGUCUUGAACCCCGUAUACGCUAUCAUCCCGCUCUACCGUUCAGGAGAGCCAGAGACAGACAAUUCAGUUCAGCCAAUCGCGGCGAGCCAGUUAAUGACACCACAACAAAAACUGCGCGGGUCGUGUUCUCUGGGAUACAACCAACCGGUAUACCUCACCUGGGUAAUUUCCUCGGAGCACUCUUGAACUGGGUCAAAUUGCAGCGAGAAGCUCCACUAGACGACCAGCUCAUUUUCUCUAUUGUCGGAUGGCAUGCUCUCACACUACCUCAAGACCCUCACGCGCUCAGUGUCGCGCGGAGAGAGAUGUUGGCUGUGCUGUUGGCUAUCGGUCUCGACCCCAAUCGCUCUAUCAUAUUCCACCAAGACGAAAAUCCGCAUCAUACCGAGUUAGCGUGGAUCUUAAACUGUAUAACCCCUAUGGGAAAACUACGUAGAAUGACUACUUGGAAGUCUAGGCUUGCUACAUCACGCAAUGCGAGAGAUGAGUCUGAAGUAGACGAAUCUAUGCUCAAUGCCGGAUUGUUCACUUAUCCAGUCCUGCAAGCCGCUGAUAUCCUCAUCUAUAGAACGACACAUGUGCCUGUUGGUGAGGACCAGCAGCAACACAUCGAGCUGUGUCGUGAUUUAGCCGACAACUUCAAUAGAACCUUUAAAUCACAACAUCCGCUCUUCCCUCUGCCCCAACAUGUCCAAACUCCUUCCCCAAGAGUGCUUUCGUUACGGGAUCCAUCAGCCAAGAUGUCGAAAUCAUCGCCCGACAUUCAGUCUCGCAUUUUAUUGACUGACAACGCAGCUCUGAUCAAAGCAAAGAUUCGAGGAGCUGUCACUGAUCCUAUUGUCGGUGUUACGUAUGAUCCGGAAGCACGACCUGGUGCUACAAAUCUUUUAACAAUCUUAGCGGCCUGUACCGGCAAGGAAGUUUCAGAAGUUGCAACGCGAUAUCAUGACAAGGGCCACGGCAAGCUCAAGGCAGAUGUAACUGAAGCUGUCGAAGAAGUUAUGAGAAGGCCUCGAGCAGAGUUCGAGAAACUCAAGGGGGAGACAGAGUAUCUGUCUUCCGUCGCUCGGGCAGGUAUCUCGAAAGCAAGAGAACUCUCUGAAGUUACCAUGAAGGAAGUGAGAACAUGCGUAGGGUUAGUAUGA
Fibroporia radiculosa is the source of this 1191-nucleotide messenger RNA. RefSeq lists its product as uncharacterized. Gene Ontology annotation, molecular function: ATP binding; tryptophan-tRNA ligase activity. The coding region runs from base 1 to 1191 and encodes 396 amino acids. NCBI's taxonomy places the organism in Eukaryota, Fungi, Basidiomycota, Agaricomycetes, Polyporales, Fibroporiaceae. Gene Ontology annotation, cellular component: mitochondrion; mitochondrial matrix. Gene Ontology annotation, biological process: mitochondrial tryptophanyl-tRNA aminoacylation. The record is from RefSeq and is a predicted model, not a curated record. The transcript has 6 exons.